UCGGCCACUUGCUGCCCUACCGUCUCCGCCUCCGCCUCCUCUCCCUCUCCCUGCGGUCGCCGGUCAGAAGGCAGUGUCCUCCUCCCCCGCCCCUCCCCUCUAGCGUUUGUUCCCGCCUGCGGCAGGAGAGGAAAAGUGAAGAGGAAAGGCAGAGUCAUGGGCAACUCCUUCCCUACACGUUCAGCAUCUCCUGCACAACUGGGGAGGACACAUGAUCCAUGCUUCAAAUGGAAGAUUCAUGACUUCUCGGUUCUACUUGAGAGAGGAGCUAUGCCAAUUAACUCUGCCCUUUUUCACUUCUCUGGGCAUAAGUGGUUUCUCCGAGUCACUCCAUCGCAUAAAAAAUUCUUCGCUGUACCUCCAUAUGUUGCUCUUUCUCUUGGCCUGAGCGUAGGAAGUUUGGACUUGGAGCCAGAUUACACAAUUGAGGCAGCGUUCGUGUUAGCAAUAUAUAAUCAUUCAAAUGGGUUGUAUUAUGGAUCUGAAGCUAGCUACAUGUUCCAUAUCAACAAUACAAACUCAACGCUAGAAUGCUUGAUUCCUCUUAAAGAACUACUGAAAUCACCAGGUUUUCUGGCUGGUGAUUGCUGUGUCUUUGGUGUGGAGAUAUUAAAAGUUGAUGUCUUCCCUCAUGAAAAGGAGGCUGUUGUGGUUCAGAAGAAGGCUCCCACGGUUCAGAACCUCUUCAUCCAGAAGAAUGGAUUCGUCACAAGGAACUGCACCUUGACCAUGAGCAAUUUUCUUGAGUUGAAUCUGAAGCACUUUGUCCGCUCUGCCAUGUUUGAAAUUGACGGACAUAAAUGGUACCUUGGCAUCUAUCCUCGUGGUGACCAGUACAGCACGAGUUACCUCUCCUUGUACUUAUGCAUGGAUGCUUCGGACAAGCUCCCUCCUGAAUCUGGAAAGCUGGUUGAGUUGAGUUUAUCCAUCAUGGACCAAAAGCAUGGGCAACAUUACACCAGAAAAUCUCCAGCUCUUGUGGUGUUUGCGGGCGAAUGUCGCUGGGGAUGGUCCAACUUCAUUCCACUCAGCAUAUUCAGGGAUCCAUCCAGUGGCUACCUUGUACGGUCGUGCUGCAUUGUCAAGGCGGAGAUAACUACCGUCGGUUCAUCCAAUGGUGGCGAGGUCUUAGCUGAUGGCAAGAUGAAUUUGUUAAAUUGUGAUCCAAAUUCUAGUACCGGGUUGACUAGACGUAGUACAAUCGGUGUGGGCGUUGCGUUGACGUCGACGCGUACGAGUACAACUCAUUUACUUGUCCUCCAAAGAUUCAUGUAUUGCCCUCUUAUAUACCCCAUAUAGUCGCACUUCA
Molecule: messenger RNA, 1309 nt
Organism: Triticum dicoccoides
Lineage: Eukaryota; Viridiplantae; Streptophyta; Magnoliopsida; Poales; Poaceae
Exons: 7
Coding region: 157-1299 (380 amino acids)
Molecular function (GO): protein binding
Source: RefSeq, a predicted model, not a curated record